Molecule: messenger RNA, 1335 nt
Organism: Eutrema salsugineum
Lineage: Eukaryota; Viridiplantae; Streptophyta; Magnoliopsida; Brassicales; Brassicaceae
Exons: 3
Coding region: 288-1112 (274 amino acids)
Source: RefSeq, a predicted model, not a curated record
AGGCCUUAUUAAAACACUGAAAUCUCUCGUCGUCAGAUUUACACUAUCGCUACCGUUGAGACCGCCGCUUAGGGCGUCUCCUCCGCUAUCGCCGUAAUCAAGCAACCCCUCAUCCGUCGGAAUCUAUCGCUUCCGAUUCUCCGGUUCAUGAGCAGGAAAAUCCUGCAGACUUUGCUUGAGCCUAUGCUGUCGGUGAGAAUCUUGAAAGUUGUGGUUUGUUAUCCGCCGUUAAAGCUCUGCUGGCAUUAAGAUGGGGUGGGUUUGGGUAGGGUGGUGUUUAGGGAAAGAUGGGGAGAGUGAAUGCAGAUGGAGUCCAUUAUCGGUCUGGAGACAGCCCUUACGCUCUAAACAAAAUUAAAAAGGCUAUUACCAAAGGAAGCCAGGAGAAGCGACAUAGGAAGACUUUGAAAGGAAAAGCUUGGAAGGGUGUGACAUGCCCUGUCUGUCUUGAGAUCCCUCACAACUCAGUUGUCCUCCUAUGCUCAUCUUACCACAAAGGAUGCCGUCCUUACAUGUGUGCCACGGGAAACAGGUUUUCAAACUGUCUAGAGCAGUACAAAAAAGCGUAUACUAAGGAUGAGAAAAGCGACAAACCACCAGAGCUGUUGUGUCCACUUUGUAGGGGAGAGGUGAAAGGUUGGACUAUUGUGGAAGAUGCCCGGAAGUAUCUGAAUUCGAAGAAAAGGGCAUGCAUGAAAGACAAUUGUUCGUUUUUCGGAAACUAUAGACAGCUCAGGAAACAUGUCAAGUCUGUUCACCCAAGAGCCAAACCAAGAGCCAUAGACCCUGUGCUUGAGGAGAAAUGGAAGAAGCUUGAAGUUGAGAGAGAGAGGAGUGAUGUGAUUAGCACAGUCAUGUCGUCAACACCUGGGGCUAUGGUUUUUGGAGACUAUGUGAUCGAACCGUACAAUGGUGUUUAUGGUGAUGACCUUGAGUCGGAUGAUUCUUUGGAAGGUGGAUACUUUGAUUUGGGAUCGCUUGGAGCAUUUGACAUGGGUCGUCUUCAACCGCGUUCGGUUGCAGCCAUCUCGAGCAGGGGACUUCGCAGUUACUUCAUGAGCAACCACCGAUACCGGAGCAGAGGUGGGCACAGAAGGCGGCAAGCACAAUGACUGAUACUGGAUGAUUCUGUGCCUUCCGACCAAAAUUAAGCUUUGAGCUUUAUGCAGCCGUGAUGGGAAGGGCAAGUGGAAACAAAAACAAAGGGUGACUUUAUGAGUUAGAGGUUUUGAAGAUUGAGUAGGGUCUUGUUCCCUUGACCAUUGAUUUAAAGAAACGUUUCAUAUGCUUUGGAUACUUUUGUUUCACCCAUAAAAAUCUCCAGUGGUUUCGUUC